AUGGGGAAGGUCUACCACCAAGACCACUUUCGCUGUAAGCGUUGCAGUGCGAUGUUGGUGGGUACUCCAUACCAGUUCUACCGGGAGCGGCCAUACUGCGCCGACUGCCACACCGCUAAGCUCACGGAUCGCUGCGCCCAAUGCAAUGAACCCAUUCUCCAGGAUAAGAUCGAAGCCCUGGGCAAGAGCUGCUUCACGCAGGGCACGCCCUUCUGCGAGAAGGACGGUCAGGCCUAUUGCGAGAGAGACUUCAACAAUACAUUUCUUCCUAAAUGGGGAAAUGCAACCAACUGCAUAUCGGCCCUGGGGAAGAAGUGGCACCCUGCGCACUUCACCUGUGUCGUCUGCGAUGUCGUGCUGGACGCGGGCUCGCCCGUCUACGCGCACCAGGGGCGUCCCUACUGCACCAACGACUAUCCCGAAGAUGACGGCGAUGAGACAGACGACCACCUCCUCUCGCUGCGCUCCCCACAACCGCAAGACCAACAGAACGGUGAAGGACAAGACCAAGGACAAGGAAAGGACAAGGAGGAGAAGAAGAAGGAGAAGAAGGAGAAGAAGGAGAAGGAUCCGGCGUCGCGAGGGUCCAAAACGGCCAGGAAGGAGAGCAGUAAGACCAGCACGAAGGACAAGAGCCCGUCGAAAAUGAAGCCCAAGGCCAAGGAACACGAGGAUCUGGACAGCCCGCAGAGCAGUAAACGGCGGAGCCGGGUCGGGUUCGGUGCGGCGGCAGAACCUGAGGGCAGCACCAUCCCCGGCAAGCAGACUGCCGCUGCUACUGCUGCGGCUGACGUCGGCAAUGGCGUGGCCGACCGCGAUGGCGGCUCGGGCGGCGAAGAGAUCGAGCUGACCGCGUUCGACACCGCCCUAGCCCUCGCCCAAGCCGAAGGUGAUGGCGGCGGCGCCAAGGUCGGAGCAAAGAAGGACAAGCGGCGGCUCAGCCUGCGGCUGGGCGACAGAAAGAAGGGAAUAACCAGGAAGAGCGAUGGCGAAAACCCCUCCGGCGGCAGCGUGGGCUCGCCCUGCGUGGUGCCGCGCUGCGAUACCGCCGGCGAAGCGCAGGCCCACUCACCGGGCAACAACAGCGCUGCCGAGGGCGAGGACGAGGACGAGAACGAAUGCGGAGAAGAAGGCAUCCCGGCUUCCGUGAGUCUGCUCAAAAACUCGGAUUCCUCUCUCACACUCUCCAAAAAGAUGUCGCGAGAGCUGACCACAUUCACGGCCCGGUUGCCCAAGGCCUUGUCGGGCCGCAAGCUCAAGGAUCGGCUGAUCGCGAAGACUUCCUCCACGCGCGUCACCUCCACGGAAGUCUUGGGCGUGGCCGUGGUCAAUGACGGGGUACUGGACGAAAACCCCUAUCCCGACUGGGCCAACGCCAAGGAUCUGGCAAAGCGAGUGUGGCCCAAGCGCGUGCUGCCUCCCGACGCUGAGGCGGAAGACGAGCUCGUGGCGGACAUUCCGGGCUUCUACCGCGAACUGGGCGGCGAGCAGGACGCCGUCGACCUCGGAUUCACGUGGCAGCUGCCCAAGAACAUCGCCUACUACCGGGUCUACCUCCACGAACCGGCCGACAUCGAACUCGAGCACUACGCGGUGACUGACGAUCUCGACCGACCAAUGAUCAUAUCCAUCGAGACCCGGGGCAAGAAGCGGAACUCACUGACCGCUCGGCGGCCGGAGUUCGUCUACCGCGCCAUCGUCCGCACCAUCUCCGGCGAUGAGCGGCUGCUGGUCGCGACAUCGGUCGACACGAAGAAGGGACGGGUGCAGGGCCUCAGGCAGGCCAUGCCGCAGCUCCAGGACGCCAAGCUGCUCGAGAUCCGCGACAAAAAGUACGGGGCCGACCCCAACGAACAACAACCCGCCGCCACCGAAGCCGACUCGCCACACAACCUCGCUGGCGACACCAUCCGGCAAGCGACCCGCUCGUUGGCAAUCCCAUCGCCGAGCUCUUCACACAGCGCCGUGGACAUGGACACACUGCGCGUCUCAGCGAGGGGAGCGUCGACGUGGCCGGGCAAUUCGCUGUCGGAGAACCUGGUGCACUACGAACAGAAGAUGUCCAUCCGGGGCUACAAGAUCGGCGUACUCUACGCCAGCCACGGCCAAUACGACGAGAACGACAUGUACAACAACACUGACGAUGCGGAUGCGGGGAUAGGAACGGGAAGUGCGGCAUUUGAGGAAUUUUUGGGGCAUCUCGGGGACAAGGUCGUGCUAAAGGGAUGGAACCGAUACCGAGCAGGACUCAACGUCCACACCGACCUGACGGGCACGCACAGCAUCUACACGCAGCACAAGGGGUGGGAGGUGAUGUUCCACGUCUCCACCUACAUCCCCUUCACCGAGGACGACAAACAGCAGGUGGAGCGAAAGCGGCACCUGGGGAACGACGUGGUGAUGGUGGUGUUCCGGGACGGCGGCAAGAUCCCCUUCUCGCCGGAGCACAUCGCCUCGCAGUUCAACCACGUCUUCUGCGUGGUUCAGCCCGAAGGCGACAAAUACCGGGUGGGGUUCUCGUGCAAGCUGGGCGUGCAUCCCAACCUGCCCUACCUGCCCUAUCCGGCCCUCUUCGACAAGGACGAGCACUUCCACGAAUUCCUCCUCACCAAACUGAUCAGCGCGGAGGUGAAGGCGAUGAACGCGCAGCAGUUCUCGGUCCCCUUCCGCCGCACGCGACGAGAGUUGUUGCGCGAGCUGAUUCACAAAUACACCUGA
Molecule: messenger RNA, 2718 nt
Organism: Acanthamoeba castellanii str. Neff
Lineage: Eukaryota; Discosea; Longamoebia; Acanthamoebidae
Product: LIM domain containing protein
Exons: 17
Coding region: 1-2718 (905 amino acids)
Biological process (GO): activation of GTPase activity; regulation of small GTPase mediated signal transduction
Cellular component (GO): cytoplasm
Molecular function (GO): GTPase activator activity
Source: RefSeq, a predicted model, not a curated record